ACACUGGGCAGUUGUCUGGGAAAUUUUUUAGAGGAAAGGAAAACUGGAAUCUCGAAAACGCAGUUUGAGCGGACGCGACAAGUGAGAGCUCCGGUGCCGCACCUGCUUUGUUCGUAGUUACCUUCAGUUUUGGUGCCUUCAGCGUUGACAUCCUGUAGUGCUUGAACCUCAAAAUGUCGAAAGCAGCGCCUACGAAACGUGGACCGAGCGCCGAAGGCAAGUUGUACCUGGCUUGCUACAACGCUCUGCAAUGUGUCGGGUGGGGCUUCAUCCUGGUCAGGACCCUGGCGUUCCUGCUGCAAAACAAAAGUUUCCACGGCCUGUGGCCGCACGUCGCCCUCCCGGUGGAGUUCUUCCAGACUUUAGCGCUGCUCGAGGUUGUCCAUUGUGUGGUGGGCCUGGUGGCCACUAGUCCUUUCCUCACCCUCAUCCAAAUCCUUUCCCGGCUCAUGGUCGUCUGGGGCAUCCUUGUGCCGGUUCCCGAGUCUCAGAACCAGUACGGCGUUGUGAUGCUGCUCGUGGCGUGGUGUCUGGCGGAAAUCACGAGAUACACCUUUUACGGAGCGACCCUGUACAACUGUUGUCCGUACCCCCUUGCUUGGUGCAGGUAUUCCUUCUUCCUCGUGCUUUACCCAACGGGUGUCACAGGUGAAAUCGUGACCAUGAUCGCGGCAUUGCCCUACAUCCGUCAGCGUGGCCUCUUCAGCAUAGCACUGCCAAACCUUGCAAACUUCUCCUUCGACUACCACACGGCAGUCAUCCUCAUCAUCGCAUCGUACGUUCCGUUCUUUCCUCAGCUGUUUGGUCAUCUCCUCAAGCAGAGAGGGAAGUUCCUCGCCCCAAAGGCCGACGAGAAGCGGCACUAAGGUUGCGAGAAACGUGGCCUCAUCGCCUCUGUGCCUCAACUGCAGUUUCGGUUGCUCUGGCUUGCCACUAUCGGAGACAAGGGCUGGCCGCAACCUAACAUUCCUCUUGUUCUACCGAGGGUUCCGUCGCAAUACUCACUUACGAACAAAGCACCAAGUUUAAAAACGGAAAACUGGGACGCAAAGACGGAAUUGCUGCGGACGACAUUGCUUAAAAAUAAAGCGAACAUUGCCAAACUCCAAUAUGAAAAAAAAAAAAAAAAAA
Ixodes scapularis (black-legged tick) is the source of this 1131-nucleotide messenger RNA. RefSeq names its product very-long-chain (3R)-3-hydroxyacyl-CoA dehydratase 2 (gene Hacd1). Bases 174 to 866 code for a protein of 230 amino acids. The transcript has 7 exons. Gene Ontology annotation, biological process: fatty acid elongation; sphingolipid biosynthetic process; very long-chain fatty acid biosynthetic process. Gene Ontology annotation, molecular function: 3-hydroxyacyl-CoA dehydratase activity. NCBI's taxonomy places the organism in Eukaryota, Metazoa, Arthropoda, Arachnida, Ixodida, Ixodidae. The record is from RefSeq and is a predicted model, not a curated record. Gene Ontology annotation, cellular component: endoplasmic reticulum membrane.